Molecule: messenger RNA, 645 nt
Organism: Quercus lobata
Lineage: Eukaryota; Viridiplantae; Streptophyta; Magnoliopsida; Fagales; Fagaceae
Exons: 1
Coding region: 1-645 (214 amino acids)
Source: RefSeq, a predicted model, not a curated record
AUGGCUAAGACCGGAGAACAGCGGGAGGACAGACACUCCAAACCCCCCAUGGGGAAGUUCACGAGUUUCACCCCGCUAACCACCCCGAUCGAUCAAGUCUUGAUGCAGAUCAAAGAUGAAGGAGCCCUGAGAUUCCCUGGCAAGUUGGAGGGAGAUCCCAAUAAGAGAUCUAAGGACAAGUAUUGUCGCUUCCACCGUGACCAUGGUCAUGACACUACCAACUGCUAUGACUUGAAGCAGCAAAUUGAAGCUCUUAUAAGGCAAGGAAAGCUACAAAGGUUCAUCAGCAAGGAGAGAGCGGACCCGCCUCAAGAGCAUGCCCCCCGACGAGAUAACGAGCACCUUAGACCACUCAUAGGAAAUAUAAGAAUGAUCGUAGGGGGCACGACUAUUGGGUUGUUCCAAAAAGCCCGUAAAACUUACCUCAGGAUGGUUCAGAACGUCCAACUGACGGGUUUCGUACCAAAGAUGAUAAGGAUUGACAACCCCAUUAUCGGGUUCUCGGAAGAAGACACUCAACGUCUUCACCACCUGCAUGACGACGCACUUUUUGUUAGCAUACGAGUAGGGGAUUACAAUACGCACCGAGUUCUAGUUGAGAAUGGCAGUUCAGCCGACAUCCUUUAUUAUCCAGCAUUCCAAUAG